Molecule: messenger RNA, 1602 nt
Organism: Trichoderma virens Gv29-8
Lineage: Eukaryota; Fungi; Ascomycota; Sordariomycetes; Hypocreales; Hypocreaceae
Exons: 1
Coding region: 1-1602 (533 amino acids)
Molecular function (GO): flavin adenine dinucleotide binding; oxidoreductase activity; thiosulfate-cyanide sulfurtransferase activity
Source: RefSeq, a predicted model, not a curated record
AUGUCCGCUGCCACUCGCCUACGCCGUCUUGACGAAUCAGCAACGAUUACAGUAUUUGAAAAAGGACCUUACACUAGCUACGCGAACUGCGGCAUACCUUAUGCUCUGAGCAAGGUAAUAAAAGAUGAUGCGGCUCUAAUUUUACAUACACCAAAGUACUUCAAGGAGUAUUUCAACGUCGAUGUUUACCUCAACACCGAAGUUGUUGAGAUUGACCGCAUAAACGAGCAAGUCUGCACGCGAAUUGUUGGAGAGGCUGAGAUCCGGCGAGUCGACUAUGACAAGCUCAUUCUAUCCCAAGGCGCAGAAGCUGUGCAGCCGCAGAUCGAUGGAGUAGAUCAGAGUCAUGUGGUCACUCUCCGGACUAUAUCGGAUCUGCAAGCCAUUAGAACUAUGAUGCUCAAACGAUGCCUGAGAGAUGUUUGUAUCAUUGGAGGUGGAUUCAUUUGUCUUGAAGCGGCCGAAAACUUGCGAAAGAUAAAGUUCGGGGUUUCAAUCAUUGAACAAUCGGCCCACGUCUUGCCUCCAAUCGAUGCCGAUAUCGCGCAGGUUCUUCACACAGAGCUGAAGCGCAAUGGUGUAAAAUUAUACCUAAAUGAUACUGCAAGGAGGAUCGAACACUCCCAUGUCGUUUUGGCUAGCAAUGGAAGAGAGAUCCCUGCCGACUUGGUCAUUCUAGCUGUUGGAGUAAGGGCGAGAACAUCACUGGCAAAGCUGGCGAGCCUAGAAAUAGGGGCACAGGGAGUUAAGGUUGAAUCACACAUGGAAACAUCCGACGAAGACAUAUACGCUGUAGGAGAUAUGGUUGAGACGAAGCAUAUCAUUCAACAACAGCCCGGGGUAGUUGCUUUAGGGGGGCCAGCAAAUCGACAGGGUCGAAUCGCCGCAGAUGAUAUAGCUGGCAGGCCGGUGUGCUAUCGCGGUAAUAUCGGCGCAGUUAUCUGCCAGGUCUUUGAUUUAUCAGUCGGGUUAGCGGGUCUAUCCGUCUCAGCACUCCGUUAUUUAGGGCAAGACCCACUUUAUGUUACAGUGCACCCUCCAAACCAUGCAAGCUAUUAUCCCAACGCUUCUCCAAUUACGAUUAAAACAGCUUUCGAAAAAAGCACGGGCUGUAUUCUGGGAGUGCAAGCGGUGGGAAUAGCUGGUGUGGAUAAGCGCAUUGACGUCCUGGCGACCGCGAUGCAAGCUAGGAUGACUGUCUUUGACCUGGAACAUCUUGAACUGAGCUACGCACCGCCCUAUGGCUCGGCUAAAGAUCCUGUGAACAUGGUUGGAUUUGUUGGCUCGAAUUUACUCCGCGGGGACUAUCAGAUUAUACAUGCCGAAGAUAUUAACAUCAAAAAUCUAAAAGCCUGGCAAGUCGUGGAUGUUCGCUCACCCGAAGAGUUCGCAACGGGUCAUCUCCCAGGGGCAAUUAACCUGCCAAUUAACACAUUGCGCAAUCAGUUAUCUAAGAUUGAUAAAUCUACUCCUACUCUUGUGUAUUGCUACAUAGGUUACCGAGGAUACUUAGCUUACCGUAUUCUUAGUCAGAGGGGAUUUAGUGUAGUAAACCUCGACGGCGGAUUAAAAACAGUAGUGGAAGGGGGAAUUAAGCUAUAA